This is a messenger RNA of Rhagoletis pomonella (apple maggot), 1366 nucleotides long. RefSeq lists its product as uncharacterized. Bases 659 to 1366 code for a protein of 235 amino acids. NCBI's taxonomy places the organism in Eukaryota, Metazoa, Arthropoda, Insecta, Diptera, Tephritidae. The record is from RefSeq and is a predicted model, not a curated record. The transcript is spliced from 2 exons.
UGUAAUAAGAGUGGCGAAUGCACCUGCCUCGACAUGGUAAAUGACAAAGGUGAGUUUUCCAACAUCUGAGUGGACGAUCAACCUACAUGUUUCAGAAAACUUUCGGCAUAAGGUUCCUUACCAUUGGAAGACUAUUGUCGAAUCUUUUUUUCUGUUAUAUAAGAUCCUAUUUAAACUUUAGCCAACUCCCGUAUUGAUAGUUUUUUUUUUUGUUUUCUGUUUUCUGUUGCUUGCAUAAAGGUACUAUAACAAAAAAAGUAAAAAAGAAAGUUCGAUAUCUGCGAUAAGCGCCAUAGUUCAACCACACACCACGACUUCUGGCAAAGAGUUAACGACUACGAUGCCAAUUAAUUUGUCAUUCGUUUGGAAUAUCAAUUCGAUUUACUACUUGACAUUUCAUAUAAUGCGUGAACCGUUAGCGCUGCGUAAGCAGGUGUAAAGUCACGCUAAAAUUGGUCAUAAAAUUAAACGCGCUUGGCCGGAGCUGUGGAGCGCACGUGAAUUGCAGCAAAAGUAUUUAGGCGUAUACUUAAUCGCAGAACGAAGUGGUUUAAACCAAUAGCAAGGACUCGAAAAAUUGUAAACAUUUCGAAAUUUUUGCAUGUGAAUCUUAAAAGCGAUAAGAAAUUUCUGCCGCAAAUUUGAUAAGAACGAUACGAUGAACUUCAGGCGAAGCUCACUUAUUCUACUGCUGAUGCUGGUGUUGCUUUACUUUUGCGCAGAGUCGGAAGCCAAAAAGUGGCGUUCACAUCACAAGAAGAGAAGUAAUUCACCUAAAAUUUCGGCCACUUUUCGUACAGUACCGCCAAAACGCAAACCAAUGCCAAAGCAUCUAACCGCCGCACACAAACGAAAUGCGAAAAUGAACUACUACCAUCCGCUGCCCACCAGUUGGCCUACUCACUUUGCGGAUACCUUGCCACCUACAUACUACUUAGCCUCGAACUAUCCACGUUGGCGCUCUUAUCUUACAGCGCCGGCGCGAAGAAGUACACUAAGAAAAAUGGAUUUGACGCCACCAUUUGUGCCCCUUCUUCCGUUUGGUGCACAUCCGACAGCAAUGCGGCGCGCCGAUGAAUUCGAUAUUAACAGCAGCAGCACUUUAUCCACUGCACCUUUGGUCGACAUGAGCGCUUUCAAUGCCGCCAUUGCGGAUGGUAUUCUGGACACUGACUUUUCCCAAUCGUCUGCAAAUCGAGACUUUCUACAACCGGAGAUUUCAUUAGGUGGCUGGACGCCAGUGGACUACAAGUCGUUUAUGGCAGAUGCGGAUUUCAGUCUCUUAAACGAUCAGAUGGAUCUAAGCCGUCGACUGGACAUGGAUGGACCGAUGUAUAGCAAUCCAUUUGAAACACAUUUUGUUUAA